AUGUGGAAUCGUCUGGUGAAGCCCGUGACCAUGGCCGGGCGUGUGGCGACGGUCCCGGCAGUCCGAUCUAACCCAGCAUGGGCAUUCCCACGCUUUUAUGCUGUGAAAGCUACACGAAGCUCCUCAUUCCAGUCAGUGACGCCUGCCAUUAUGAAGCAGUUUGCUGCAGUUCUGUCGACCCCCAAAACUUCAUUGCUCAGCACGAUCCCGUCAGAAGACAAUGAAUGGAAUGUGGUGGAUAAAUCUGAGCUGGACGUAUUUAACAGCGACUGGAUGGGGAAAUAUAUCGGUGGUUCCGCCUGCGUUGUUCGACCCAAAUCGACCGAAGAAGUGGCCAAGAUUAUGCGCAUUUGCUACGACAACAAUAUCGCCGUAGUGCCGCAGGGUGGCAACACGGGUUUGGUCGGCGGCAGUGUUCCGGUUCAUGAUGAAGUCAUCAUUAAUCUCAGUGCCCUCAACAAAAUCCGUGAAUUUGACGCUACUGCAGGAACGCUGGUUUGCGAUGCAGGCUGUAUUCUGGAGAGCCUGGACGAGUAUGUUGCUAAGGAGGGAUACAUGAUGCCGCUGGAUCUUGGCGCCAAAGGCAGCUGUCAUAUUGGUGGCAACGUGGCUACCAAUGCAGGUGGCCUUCGGUUCUUGCGGUACGGCUCACUCCACGGUUCCGUUCUGGGGCUGGAAGUAGUCUUGCCCAACGGUGAAAUUCUGCCCGGUCUAGAAACACUGCGCAAAGACAACACAGGCCUGGACCUUAAGCAAUUGUUUAUUGGCUCAGAAGGUACUUUGGGCAUUAUCACAGGUGUCUCGAUUGCUACGCCUCGCCGUCCUAGUGCCACGAACGUGGCUCUCUUUGGUGUUGAAUCCUUUGACGCUGUCCAGAAGGCGUUCCAAAUGGUGCGCAAGGCAUGUGGUGAGAUUCUUUCGGCCUUUGAGUUCGUUGACCAGGAGUCGUACAAUAUUGUGCAGACCUGUUCAACUCGGAACCUCCGUGAUCCCUUCGAGCAACGCUACCCUAUGUAUGUGCUGAUUGAGACAAGCGGCUCCAACAAAGACCAUGACGAUGAAAAGUUGCAAGCUCUCUUGGAGCACCUGUUAGAGUCGGAGGUAAUCGUGGACGGUGUAGUAGCACAGGACGAAACCCAAAUCAAGGCUUUCUGGGCGCUACGUGAAGCUGUGCCUGAGGCGCUGGCCCACCAUGGACGUGUGUACAAAUAUGAUAUCAGUAUGCCUAUCAGCAAGAUGUAUGAAUUGGUGGAAAAUCUUCGCCAUCGUAUGGUAGAGAAGGGCUUGAUGCCUGCACUGAAUACGCCUGGCCGGGUCAAGUCCGUCUGUGGGUAUGGUCAUGUUGGCGAUGGCAACCUUCAUAUCAAUAUUAGUGCCGAGCUGUACGAGCCUGCCGUGGAAGACGCUAUUGAGCCCUACAUCUAUGAGUGGGUCCAGGGCGUUCGUGGCUCUAUUUCGGCAGAGCAUGGCCUUGGCGUGAUGAAGGCGGAGAAGAUUGGCUACUCUAAAGAUCGUCUAGCCGUGGAUUACAUGAAGAAAAUCAAGGCACUCUUUGAUCCGAAGGGCUUGUUGAAUCCAUACAAGGCACUACCUUCCGAGUAA
Molecule: messenger RNA, 1602 nt
Organism: Malassezia pachydermatis
Lineage: Eukaryota; Fungi; Basidiomycota; Malasseziomycetes; Malasseziales; Malasseziaceae
Product: d-lactate dehydrogenase
Exons: 4
Coding region: 1-1602 (533 amino acids)
Cellular component (GO): mitochondrion
Molecular function (GO): FAD binding; catalytic activity
Source: RefSeq, a predicted model, not a curated record